Periophthalmus magnuspinnatus is the source of this 2910-nucleotide messenger RNA. RefSeq names its product R-spondin 1 (gene rspo1). The transcript has 6 exons. The record is from RefSeq and is a predicted model, not a curated record. Lineage: Eukaryota; Metazoa; Chordata; Actinopteri; Gobiiformes; Gobiidae. The coding region runs from base 407 to 1216 and encodes 269 amino acids.
GCGAGGACCUAAAGAGCGCCACUCACACACUGCGCCACACGGGACAUUUGUCCUGAAGUCCGCGGCGAUGAUUCGCGUUUUCUAAAGUCACGUGCACAGCAGCGUGCGGCUGAUGCCACAGGAGACGUAACGAUGUGACCGCUCGGAUUUUUCUGAAGGAACAACUUUUGUUUAAAAACACGGGACGAUAUUCAUGGGCCACGUGCGCAGCCUCAGCUCUCCUCCACUCGCUCUAGUGCCAAGGUUCAGUGUGCCGCGGGGCUUGUUUGGACUUGUAACCAGUGCUGCAUCCCGCUGACACAAGUGAGACAGAUCCGGGCUGACAGAGGAGAGGACUAGCCCAGAGCCCCACAGCCCUGUCAGCUGAUCGCCCGGUGGUGAGGUGGGCCGGGGGGCACCAGGGACUAUGCAGUUAGGACUGGUGGCGCUGGCGAUGGUCUUCCUCAGCUCCAUGGGUCACAGCGACAGGCUCUCCAAAGUCAGAUGCCAGAGAAGAGUCAGUACAGAGGGGCCCCCGUCUUGUCCCAAAGGCUGUGAUCGCUGCUCCGAGUACAACGGCUGUGUCAAGUGUAACCCAAAGCUCUUCAUCUUCUUGGAGCGGAAUGACAUCCGGCAGAUUGGGGUGUGCCUGGCCUCCUGUCCGGCCGGAUACUUCGGCAUGAGGAACCCCGAGGGGAACAACAGGUGCACGCAGUGUAAAGUAGACAAUUGUGAAACAUGCUUCAAUCGCAAUUUUUGCACAAAAUGUAAGGAGGGCUUGUAUUCACACAGUGGGCGGUGCUACGUGAGCUGCCCUCCAGGCCAGCAGCCAGCCAAUGACACCAUGGAGUGCACUGAUCCUCGUGUUGCAGACUGCGAGCUGUCGGAGUGGAGUCAGUGGAGCACCUGUGCAAAGAAAAACAAAACAUGUGGCUUUAAGAAGGGCUCCCAAAGCAGGUUCCGAAUGCCACUGAGCCUGACCCCCAGCACUGGCCCCUCCCCUGUCCCGUCUCCUGUCUGCACACCGCUCACCGAGAAGAAGAAGUGUGUGGUCAUCAAGACGCCCUGUGUCAAAGACGGAAAGAACAAAGGGACCAGAACUAACCCUAACCGGAGGGAGCAAGAGGGCACCCGGGGGAGAGGCCGAGGAGGAGGACGAGGAGGAGGGGGCAAGAGGAGGAAAGGACAUAUCAGGACAACCACCUCUCCAAGCCUCACCACCAGCUCUGUCACCUAAGCACCCCGCACCUGUCUGCUGCUGACCGCUGGGCUUUAGACUGUCCCCAGCACGCAGCCUCUUCCCCCACACACACUCUGACUGACAGCUGUCGUGUCCCGGACCACUGACUUCAUGCUGCUAUGUGUUAUUGAAGAUGCUCUACAGUGAUACACAAUGGAGUAUUAUGUGAUAUUUGGAACAGACUGGUGACUCCGGAGACAUGCUGAUCCUCGUCUAUUGUGAACCAAAACUCAAUCUGAUCAAACUGAGGACUCUCCGCUGGUCUGGAGGAUUUGGUUCCAGUCUGGUUCUCAUUUGAUUUUUUUUUUUCUUUUUUUUUUGAGAGAUGGAAAAUGGAUUUGCUCAAUCCACUGUUCAUGAUAUAACGCAAUCUAUAAGACUCUAUAUGUCUUUAUAUCUAUAUGGACUAUAGGAGAAGAAGAAGAGAAAGGCACUGGAAAAUAUUUGUGAUUGUAUAUUAACAGAUGGUCUAUUAUAUAUGUCUAUAUGUGAAGGGACGAAUAUGUAAAAUGUAUAGGAGAAGCAAAGAACUGUGGAUCCUCCUCAGCUUAUGUCUUUGCCUAUAGUUUGAUGUACAUUUUCAUCAGCAAAUCAGAUUUGCAUGGCACUUAUGGAUUCAGUGUGUGUGAUGGCUGCUUCGUAUUGAACAUGAAGGGUUUAAACAAAACACAGACCUAUGCGUUCAUCAGUUACAUGGAAGUAUAUAGAUUAGAAUCUUGCCAAAUGUAGCCUAAUUCCAAGACCAUUGUCAACUGUUAAGUUAAAGUAACAUACAUAUAUUGAAGUUCAUCCUAAUCUAACCGUUUAUGUGGAGCCAGACUGCAGGCACUUGUCAGGGGCACCCAGACUUCCGGCUUCUCAGACAUUUCCCAGACACUUCCCAUAGCUUUUACAGUGGAAUCCCUGGUCGGUGGCACUUGUCUUUCCCAGAUUAUUGGUAAAUAUUGAAUAUGGCAAAUUGGUGAACUGGAAAAGCUAAGUGACACAUAAUUGGAAGAAUGAUAUAACAAUGGCAUUUUGUCAGCUAUGCCAUAAUUAUGCAUGAAGCUCUGACAUUUAAGAUGCUUAAAAUGGAUGCAAAGCAAAUGUAUUGAAUCUAACUAUUUGACUUGUAACCCAUUUGAGUUCAUGUGUGACCAUGUCUGAGCCCUGCAUGUGUCUGCAGUUCUCCAGAAGUCUGGGUGUUGCUCAACUUUGAAAUCACGAAAAGGUUUGGGUGGAGCCUGCAGAUGUACAUGUGUGUUUACAUUUUAACAUAAGGUUUAAUACAGGCCUGGUGGACGGAGAGGGCCUGGGGCUGUAUAAUGCACAUUUAUUUAUCACAGAUUUUUCUGAAGCCUUCCACUCAUCAGCUGCUCUGUAACCAUGUUUCCAACAGGCUCAGAAAAUUUGUACAACUAUUCCUUCUACUCUUGAUUCACAGAUGCCAGAAAACCAGGCAAAUGUGCACUUUAGACAGACUGUUAUGUUUGCUAUAUGUUUCCAUGGGUGUUGCACUCCAUAUAUUAUACAAUACAAUGCAAUGCAAUAACAUAAUCUUUGGUUCAGUUACACAUUUCAUUACCUGCUAAAACUACAACUUGUGAUGCUGAAUAUGUCACACAGUGUUACUCAAAUGAAGUAUUAGUACUAUCAACAUGUACAGCUUAUUCUGUAGACACUUCAAUAAAGUUGGGAUAUUGUUCAUAAAA